GCCCAUUUGAGAAGUCUGUCUGACUUUGUAGAUGCCCAGGGUAGCUACUACGCUCAGUGUUACCAGCUCACACAGGACCUACACACCCAACUGGCCAGCCCUGGAGGCCAGACUGAGAGCCAGCGAGAGAGAGCUGACCACCACGAAGAAGGAUGUUGAGGAACUGAAGAGACAGAACACCGUCACGGAGCAUUCCACUGAACCGUCACCGUGGGGACAGAACAGAACAUAUCUCCCUGUUGUUGUUUCAGUCACGGAGCAUUCCACUGAACCGUCACCGUGGGGACAGAACAGAACAUAUCUCCCUGUUGUUGUUUGUCACGGAGCAUUCCACUGAACCAUCACCGUGGCGACAGAACAGAGUGAAUGCUCUCUAAAUGGGACUGUGUGUUUUCUCUCCUGAAUUCAGACCAAAAGUGGCUUUCUCUGCUGCUGGUUUGAACGGUAAACGACCCAUAGGUCCCUUCAAUACUGACAACAACCUGGUCUACACCAGAGUCAUCACCAACAUCGGCAAGGCCUACGACCCGAUUACAGCAUCCCCCUCUCUCUCCCUCUCUCUCUCUCUCUCUCUCUGUCUCUCCCUCUCUCUAUCUCUCUCCCUCUGUCUCCCUCUCUCUCUUCUUCUCUCUCUCUCUCCCUCUAUCUGUCUCUCCCUCUCUCUCUCUCUGUCUCUCCCUCUCUAUCUCUCCCUCUAUCUGUCUCUCCCUCUCUCUCUUCUUCUCUCUCUCUCUCUAUCUCUCUCCCUCUAUAUGUCUCUCCCUCUCUCUAUCUGUCUCUCCCUCUCUCUCUCUCUAUCUGUCUCUCUCUCUCUCUCCCUCUCUCUGUCUCUCCCUCUCUCUAUCUCUCUCCCUCUGUCUCUCUCUCUCUCUCUCCCUCUCUCUGUCUCUCCCUCUCUCUAUCUCUCUCCCUCUGUCUCUCUCUCUCUGUCUCCCUCUAUCUGUCUCUCCCUCUCUCUAUCUGUCUCUCCCUCUCUCUAUCUGUCUCUCCCUCUCUCUCUCUGUCUCUCUCUCUCUCUCCCUCUCUCUGUCUCUCCCUCUCUCUAUCUCUCUCCCUCUGUCUCUCUCUCUCUGUCUCUCUCUGUCUCCCUCUAUCUGUCUCUCCCUCUCUCUAUCUGUCUCUCCCUCUCUCUAUCUGUCUCUCCCUCUCUCUAUCUGUCUCUCCCUCUCUCUGUCUCUCCCUCUCUCUCCCUCUGUCUCUCUCUCUGUCUCUCUCUCUCUCUCUCCCUCUCUCUGUCUCUCCCUCUCUCUAUCUCUCUCCCUCUGUCUCUCUCUCUCUGUCUCUCUCUCUGUCUCCCUCUAUCUGUCUCUCCCUCUCUCUCUCUUCUUCUCUCUCUCUCCCUCUCUCUGUCUCUCCCUCUCUUUCUCUCUCCCUCUGUCUGUCUCUCCCUCUCUCUUUCUCUCUCCCUCUAUCUGUCUCUCCCUCUCUCUAUCUGUCUCUCCCUCUCUCUCUCUGUAUCUCUCUGUCUCUCUCUCUUCUUCUUAUCUCUCUCUCUCUCUCUCUGUCUCUCUGUCUCUCUCUCACUGUCGCUCUCUCUUUUCCUCUCUCUUUCUCUUUUCCUCUCUGUGCAGGUGUGUCCUGCUGUAAAAAUGCCACCAGUGGCACCACUCCACCCUGCAGAUGGCCCCUCCCUCACAGUACAGGUGGUAUGGUGGUGUAACAUGCCCCCUCCACAGAAGCAUUACUCACACACCCUCCCCCACUGUACCCCCCUUUUCUCUCCUCCCUCUCUCCUCCCCUUCUCCUGGUGUAUAACAGUCAGCCCAGACAAUUGUGGGCUCAGUCUAGUCAACUAGAGAGAGAAUACAGCACAAGACCUCUGGAGUACCACUGGCAACGGGACGGUUUUUUCUGGAACAGUUUGCUUUUACAUACAUACACACUCACAUUUACAUACAUUUACACUCACAUUUACAUACAUACACACUCACAUUCACACUUUUUUCCACACACACAGACUCGAAGCGACAGCAUGUUGGUGAACAGGGUCUGGCAUGUGGUGUGUGUGGUCUGCUGUGUGUGUGUGUCGGUGUGUGUGAACACAGAGGUAUAUGAAGUGAACUACGCAGACAACUACGAAAACGAGAUUACACAGGACCAACAGGACGGUACGUCUCUCUCUUUCACUCCUUCAUUUCUUCCCUUGUUCUUUUGUCUCUUGGUUUCUCUCCUUGACCUGCUCCCCCUUUUCGCUCUCUGUUUCACUUGUUCACCUGAGACCUACAUUCUAGAGGUGGCCUGUAUGGCUGACUGUGGAUUGACAGUGUGGUGUCUGGUUCUCUCUCCCUCCAGGGGACUCCCCUGUGACUACCUGCCAGGCUACAGAGCUCUCUCGCUGGAACAAACUCUUCGUGGCUCUGGAGGACUCCCACCAGAGGGAGAUGAUGCUGAUGGAAGCCCUGGAGCAACGCUGUGGAGCCCCGGGAGUCUGCCAGCAGUGCCUGCCCGCCAUCGAGGCAGUUUGCCGGGAGCAGGCGAGCCCCAGGCUCCAUCGAGGCCUAGUGGAGCUGAAGGAGGAGGUAACAGAACGAGAGGGGAGGAUGAAUUCUUCACUACAGCAGAUCAGACAGGAGGGAGCAGAAAGUUAUGGGAGGAUGAUGGCUGUGUUACAUCAUCUCCUUCAGAACAGCAAAGAGCAGAACCAUAGACUACAUCGAUUGGAGGAGAGUAAGCUGAGAGGGGAGGUGAUAGAAGGGGCUGGAUCAAUAGGAGCCGGGCAUAGAGAAGCAGAGCCAAUCAGGACAGGGCAUAAAGAGAGUGGGUUGGGUUUAGGGGAGGGGCUUAGUGGGAGAGGUGGACCAAUAGGGACGAAGCCUGGCACUAAAGAGGCGGGUCUCGGACUUGGUUUGGGCAUGAAGCUGUUCUCGUUAAGCACAAAGAAACAGGAAGUGACAUCAUCGCCAUCAUCGGACCCCGGAAAGAUUGAGCGGCCUCUGGUUGCUAUAGCGAUGGAAAAGCAAAAGGUGCCGACCCAGCUGGGCCUAAUAUCCUCUGUAGGGAACGAAGGAUAAAAAAGACGAGGAGAAAUUAAAGGGACUGAAUUAAAACUAAAAUAUAAACUUAGUGAAAUUUUGCACACUAACAUAUCACCUUUUUAUACAUUAGUAAAGCAAAACAAUCGCCUUGAAAUAUGUUUAGUAUUCUUUUUAAUUCUGUAUAAUUAAAGGAAAUGCUCUGUGACUCUAAUUGUCUAAGUGAAAUAAAGAUUUGUUAAACUUUUUAA
Messenger RNA from Salvelinus fontinalis (brook trout), 3223 nucleotides. RefSeq lists its product as uncharacterized. Lineage: Eukaryota; Metazoa; Chordata; Actinopteri; Salmoniformes; Salmonidae. The record is from RefSeq and is a predicted model, not a curated record. The transcript has 4 exons. Bases 378 to 1796 code for a protein of 472 amino acids. Gene Ontology annotation, molecular function: protein binding.